GCAUUUGAAAGUUGAAUGUUGUGGCCACGUCUUUAUGUUGAAGCGCAUCUUCUCUGAAAUACUCUUGAUAUCUCUGUGACGAGAUUUGGAUGACUCAUAGAUUCCGAUUCGGAUGGUGAUAGAGUGGAAACCCUUCGGCCUCUCGCUCAAUCUUGAGCUUCGGACCAUACACCUGUUGAAGCCUGCGCUCAAUCCGCAGUACAAGUGGUCCUGAAACAGAGACGGGCUUAGGCGGCGGACGUCCUAACUAGGGGCUUCUCCAGUGGGUCCAUAGAUCUACCCACUGCGUACUGGGACACAUAAUAGAAGUAUAGCUGAAAUUAGGUUGAUUGCUAAAGCUCAUGCUCUUUGAUGAUAUCAGCUCGCGAAAUGGGUAGGUAUCUGCCAGCUGUGCACACGCCAUCUGGCGCGGUGUAUGUUCUCAUUCUAGUCUCCCCCGCGAUGAGGUGAAAAAACAAUGACAUAUACGGUGUUUAUAGAGGUAUCUUGGCGGCCGGACAUGUUCGGAUAAUUAUCUCCUUUCUCCUCAAAUGCCGCUGAAACCCUUCUGAAACAUGUAGGUCCAGUGUCCGUUACGGACUCUGGUGCUCAAUAAGAAGCAUAGAUAAUGCGAAUCAUCUCUCGUGGUGUCCCAGCUAUUUAUCGUACACCGUCUCUUAUUAUCAUGGGUAUGGUUUCAGCCGAAGAUUUUCUUGCAGCCGAUCUUGAUUAUCUCGUCAUUGGAGGAGGAACAGCCGGAUUGGUAGUCGCUGCUCGGCUUACUGAGGGUCCUACUUGUGUGGUUGGCGUUCUCGAGGCGGGGCAAUACCACAAAGAUGACCCGAAUGUCAACGUUCCAGGUUUUCUUUCGCGUAAUAUGGGCAAUCCCGAACGUGAUUGGGCUUUCUCCGUUGUGCCUCGUGAGAUCACUAAGAACCGUAAAUUGGUUCAGAACAGAGGCAAGGGUCUCGGAGGAUCGUCUUCGCUCAACUUCAUGGUCUCCGUGAGACCAACAGGGAAAGAGAUCGAUGCCCUAGAGGGCCUGGGUAAUCCAGGCUGGAACUGGGAAUCCGUUUGGAAAUACAUGAGGAAGCCACCCGAUUUGACGAAGGAAGAUGCAGAAAGUCGCGGGGUUGCCCCGAAUGCUGCUUUUCACGGAACAGAAGGUCCCAUUGCCAAGUCGUUCGCCACCAUGAUGUCUCACACUCAUUCAGUGUUUAUGGACGCAUUGGAGAAGCUAGGAGUACCUCGAAACCCCGACGCAGGAGGAGGCAAUACAAUUGGCAGCUUGCUGGUCCCCGUCUCAAUUGACAAGGGUACUAAAACUAGGUCUUAUGCUGCUAACGCAUAUUACGCCCCUAACGCUCAGAGACCCAAUCUCCUCGUCUUCACUGGGGCCCACGUUACGAAGAUCAUACUUGAACCGUCUCGUCAAGGCUUGCAUCGUGCUAUCGGUGCUGAGUUCGUCGAGAAUGGCCAGACUCACGUGGUUCAUUCAUCGAAGGAAGUUAUACUGUCUUGUGGAUCCAUCCAGUCUCCACAGGUGUUAGAGUUGUCUGGCAUCGGGAAUAAGGACAUUCUGGAGAGACACGGUAUCAACUGUGUCAUUGAUCUGCCUGGCGUCGGCGAAAACUUACAGGACCAUGCGGGCGUUGGUGCAAGCGCUGAGGUAGACAUGAGCAUCGAGACAUAUGAUAAGCUGCACGAUCCAGCAGUGGCGAACGAACACCUUGAACUUUAUAAACAAAAGAAGGGACUCUUUACAAGUAUGCCUGUCAACUUUACCGCCUUCGCACCAGCGUCCGCCUUCGCGAGCAAGGAAGAUAUCGAGAAGUGGAAGACAUUGGCUCGAUUGGAAGCCUCGUCGCCGGAUGUGUUCGCACACACCCCAGAAAGCGUGAAACGGGGUUUACGGAAGCAAUACGAUUUGCUCAGACAAUGGGUUGAUGAUCCCACAGCCGCUAUGGCUCAAUUCUUCGGUGCAGCUAUGCUCAAUUUGAGCCCUACAGGACUUACAGCGGACUUUAGCCCGACGAAGCGUCAUUUCUCAUUGCGUGGCCUCUACACGCACCCAUUUUCUCGUGGUUCUGUCCAUAUCAAUUCGUCUUCGCCUUUCGAACAGCCUACCAUCAAGCAGAACUACCUUACGAAUCCCGUUGAUGAGGAGAUUUUGAUUAGGUUGCUUCAGUUCUGUUUCAAGCUCUACGAAACGUCCCCCGUAAAAGAGGUGGUGGUCGAGAGAAUCAUCCCACCUGGAGAGCCCACCGAGGACGACUUGAAGGAGUAUGUUCGGGAGACUGUUGAGACUAUAUGGCAUCCUGUUGGGACUUGCGCAAUGACGCCAAAGGAUGAUGGAGGUGUUGUUGAUCAUAAGCUGUUGGUGUAUGGUACAGAGAACCUCAGAGUGAUCGAUUGUUCCAUCUUACCCUUAGAGGUCUCUUGCAACACGCAAACGUUGGCAUACGCAAUUGGCGAAAAGGGUGCGGACAUUCUUAAAGGUAUCGUCUAGUCUCGUUGCUCGCGGCCUACAACGAUCGUCUUCGAUGUGUGGCAGAGCGUUAGAUGUUGACCACUACGGAGGUGUCGAAAAGAUUGGACGUAUAUGUUGAUUCGUAUCCUAAAUACAUAAGUGCUAUCAGUUACAUGAUGCAGCAAGUCUGGACCACCAGCAAGAAAAGAGAUUGGACAGAUAUGCGAG
Molecule: messenger RNA, 2677 nt
Organism: Somion occarium
Lineage: Eukaryota; Fungi; Basidiomycota; Agaricomycetes; Polyporales; Cerrenaceae
Source: the annotation of a GenBank genome assembly